AUGGCACAACUAGCAAAGUAUUCAAACUCGGGCAAGCAAGGAAUGGCUACCAUCCCAAAGAAAAACGAUAGGCUUACGUUACCAAGGAUUAAUUUUUUUUCUUGGUUUCUAAUAUGGAGUGUUCCAAAAAUCAAGAUUUUAUUUAAUCUUGCCAAAUGCGAUGAGAAUUGGGAGUUAGAUAAACCUCUUACAGAGCUUGUCUUUGAUAAUUUAUUUAAAAGCAAAAGACCAGAAUGGAUAAUUCUUUUUCCAGAAGUAAAUAUCUGGACAGAAGAGGCAUCGGCAUUACAAAGAAGACAGAGCGAGAAAUUUUAUCUCCCCGUCCUUCACAAUAUUUUGUAUCCUAGAUUCUCAGGUUUUCAGAAUGUCAUAUCCGCUAUUAAUGCCAAGUACAAUUUCAAAUUUACAAAACUUUACGACGUUACUUUGAAUUACUACAGAGCACCAAAAAACUCUUGCACUUUAGAUUGUCUCCAACCGGUCAACGAUAGGCCUCGAUGUCCGAUCUCUUUAAUAGAAGCUUUUGCUAGUAAUUCAGAUAUAACCAUAACAGUCAAUGUGAAGACUAGAGCCGUUGCAAGGAUCCCAAACAAAAGAAAUAAAUUGGAAAAGUGGUUGGAGAAUGUUUGGAUCGACAAGGAUAAGCUAGUAACUCGCAUGAUUCAAGCAGAUCGUGAAAUUGAUAAUUGCAAACAAAUCAAAACAAAAUCUAUAGUUAGUCCAUCUACUGAAGUUCUUUUUCACGAACUCACGGAUGACUUAGUACCCGGUGAGAAGGGUAUAAUCAUUUCAAACAGUCAAGGCUAUUAA
Messenger RNA from Priceomyces carsonii, 810 nucleotides. RefSeq lists its product as uncharacterized. Lineage: Eukaryota; Fungi; Ascomycota; Pichiomycetes; Serinales; Debaryomycetaceae. The record is from RefSeq and is a predicted model, not a curated record. The transcript has a single exon. Gene Ontology annotation, molecular function: 1-acylglycerol-3-phosphate O-acyltransferase activity. Gene Ontology annotation, cellular component: endomembrane system. The coding region runs from base 1 to 810 and encodes 269 amino acids.